AUGACUGGUCAUAGUACUGAAGAAGCAAAACCAUUAUUUCAACGUUUAUCUAAAACAAUUGUACCAACACAUUAUGAUCUAACAAUUCAAGCAUAUCUUGAUAAAUUUAAAUUUAAUGGAGAUGUUAAUAUACAUUUACAAGUUAAAGAACCAACAAAUAGUAUUGUACUUUAUGCAGCUGAAUUAGAAGUUGAUAAUGCUAAAGUUAAAUCAACUUCAAAUGAUGAACAAGAUGGUAAAAUUGAUUAUGAUAAAGAAGGUGAACGUAUAACAGUCAAUUUCGAUAAAAAACUUGAAACAGGUGAUUAUGAAUUAGCAUUAAAAUUUGUUGGUGAAAUAAAUAAUCGUAUGCGUGGUUUCUAUCGAACUAAACAUACAGCAUGUGAUAGUAAUGAAGUUCGUUAUGGAGCUAGUACACAAUUUGAACCUGCUGAUUGUCGACGAGCAUUUCCAUGUUGGGAUGAGCCAAAUUUUAAAGCUACAUUUGAUAUUACAUUAAUUACACCGAAAAAUCUUCGUGCUAUUUCAAAUAUGCCAAUUAAAUCGGAAAAUGAAUAUGCCAAUGAUAAAGAAUGGAAAAUAACAAAAUUUAAUCGUACACCAAUAAUGAGUACAUAUCUUGUAGCUUAUGUUGUUGGUGAAUAUGAUUACGUUGAAACAAAUGAUUCAAAUGGUGUUAGUAUGAAAGUUUAUACACCAAUGGGAAAAAAAGAACAUGGACAAUUUGCAUUAGAUACUGCAGCAAAAGUUCUUCCAUUUUAUGCAGAAUAUUUUAAUAUUAAAUAUCCAAUUGCAAAAGCUGAUCAAAUAGCUAUUCCCGAUUUUGCUAUGGGAGCAAUGGAAAAUUGGGGUUUAGUAACUUAUCGAGAAACAGCACUUUUAAUUGAUCCAAAAUUUUCAUCAAUGGAUACACGACAACGUGUAGCUAUUGUUGUUGCUCACGAACUUGCACAUCAAUGGUUUGGCAAUUUAGUAACUAUGGAUUGGUGGACUGAUUUAUGGCUUAAUGAAGGAUUUGCAACAUGGAUUGAAUAUUUAGCUGUUGAUAAAUGUUAUCCAGAAUUUGACAUUUGGACACAAUUCGUUGCCGAUACAUUUGCAAGAUUUCUUGUGCCAGAUGCUUUAAAAUCAUCACAUCCUAUUGAAGUACCUAUUGGUCAUCCGGCUGAAAUCGAUGAAAUUUUUGAUGCUAUAUCAUAUUCAAAAGGUUCAUCAGUUAUUCGUAUGUUACAUGAUUAUAUUGGUGAUGAUGCUUUUCGCAAAGGACUUCAUAAUUAUUUAACAGAAUAUAGUUAUAAAAAUACAGUUACCGAAAAUCUUUGGUCACAUUUGGCUAAAGCAUCAAAUAAGCCAGUUAAUGAAGUUAUGUCAUCAUGGACACUUCAAAUGGGUUAUCCACUUUUAACUGUAAUUGAAGAAAAAACUAAUAAAAAUCGUAUUCUUAAAAUAAAACAACAACGUUUUAUUGCUGAUGGUAGUACUGAUGAUGAAAAUCUUCAAUGGAAAAUUCCCAUUACUGUUUUUACAAAAUCUAAUCCAAAACAAGUUGCAAAACAAGUAUUAAUGGAUAAACCAGAAAUAACAAUAACAUUAGAAAAUGUUUCCGAAGAUGAUUGGAUUAAAUUAAAUUAUAAUUCAAUUGGUCUUUAUCGUGUUAAAUAUGAAUCGCAAACAUUAGCACGUCUUAAUGAACCAAUUGCUAAUAAAACAUUAAGUCCACAAGAUCGUCUUAUAGUACAAAAUGAUGUUGCUGCUUUAUGUAAUGCUGGUCAUCAAUCAUUUGUUGAUUAUCUUAAACUUUUACCAUCAUAUGCAGAUGAAGAUAAUUUCACUGUAUGGAAAGCAAUUGCAUCAAAUAUGGGUGAUUUAUCAUCAUUACUUGAAUAUACAGAUUAUUUUGAUGACUUUAAAAAAUAUCGUUUAAAUUUAUUUUCAUCAAUACAAAAAAAACUUGGUUGGGAUGCUAAUCCAAGUGAAGAUCCACUUUCAGCUAUGUUACGUCCAAUGAUAUUAACUAUGGUUGGUAAAUCUGGUGAUCAAAGUGUAAUUGAUGAAGCAAAAAAACGUUUUCAACGUCAUAUUGCUGGAGAUUUAAUUGAUCCAAAUAUUCGUGGAGCUGUUUAUACUAUUGUUUCACGUUAUGGAGAUGAAAGUACACAAGAAGAACUUCGUAAAUUAUAUGUUGCAGCAGAUAUGACAGAAGAAAAAGUUCGAUUACUUCGUGCAAUGGGUCAAUCAAUUAAACCGGAAAUUAUUGAAAAUACAUUAAAAUUUGUAUUUGAAGGAGAUAAUGUUCGAAUGCAAGAUUCAAUAUCAGGUUUUGUUGGUUGUACAUCAAGUUGUGAUGGACGAGAUUUAGUUUGGAAAUUUUUACAAAAAAAUUGGAAAACACUUGUUGAAAGUUUUGGUGAAAAGAGUAAUUUUCUUAUUGCUUUUGUUGAGUAUGGUUUAUCUGAUUUUGCUGAUGAAAAAAUAGCAAGUGAAAUCAAAUCAUUUUUUGAUACAAUGAAUACACCAAUCGUUGCACGGCCAGUCAAAAAAGUACUUGAAACAAUUCAUAUGCGUUCUGAAGUACUUAAACGUGAUUCAAAAGCCAUAGAAAAAUAUUUAAAACAACAGUAA
Messenger RNA from Rotaria sp. Silwood1, 2622 nucleotides. The record is from the annotation of a GenBank genome assembly. NCBI's taxonomy places the organism in Eukaryota, Metazoa, Rotifera, Eurotatoria, Philodinida, Philodinidae.